This is a messenger RNA of Contarinia nasturtii (swede midge), 2723 nucleotides long. RefSeq names its product facilitated trehalose transporter Tret1-like. Bases 58 to 1608 code for a protein of 516 amino acids. NCBI's taxonomy places the organism in Eukaryota, Metazoa, Arthropoda, Insecta, Diptera, Cecidomyiidae. The transcript has 3 exons. Gene Ontology annotation, molecular function: transmembrane transporter activity. Gene Ontology annotation, cellular component: membrane. Gene Ontology annotation, biological process: transmembrane transport. The record is from RefSeq and is a predicted model, not a curated record.
GAACAUAUAAAAAAUUCAAAUAACAUCGUUCGAGACUGAAUUAAAUAAAAGAAAAGAAUGGCAAUUGAACAAAUCAACGGUGAAAUGGGCGAAACAACAAAUGUUGGCGAAAUGAAACUUGUUGAAGAAAGUGAUAUUACAAAAAGCCGUUAUUCUCCGCUCUGCAGACAGAUAAUUGCCGCAACGGGCCCAACAGCUACAACAAUCUCAGUUGGUAUGGUAAUUGGAUUUUCAGCCAUACUGAUACCAGAACUACAAAUGCCGGAUAGUCGUAUUCAUGUUGAUCUUGAGAUAGCUUCAUGGAUUGCAUCGAUCGCUUUAUUGCCAAUGGCGCUGGGCUGUUUAAUUGCUGUAUUUUUAUUAGAUCGCUUUGGACGUAAAACGACACUGCUUAUACUAAAUGUGCCGUUUGUCAUUGGAUGGUGCAUCAUUUCGAUGAGUGACUCGAUGUGUUUGCUGUUCAUUGGUCGAAUUUUAACUGGUUUUUGUGCCGGCAUCGCUAGUCCCACAGCACCAAUGUAUUUGAGCGAAAUUUCAUCACCAAAUUAUCGUGGAUUUUUUUUGGCAUCAAUCACAUUCGAUGUAGCAUUGGGAAUACUUUUGACACAUUCUCUUGCAAUAUACUGUCCAUGGAGUGUGAAUGCGAUUUGUUGUGGUUUCUUACCGUUUUUUGCAUAUAUUGUGACAACAUUUGUGGCAGAGAGCCCGUCAUAUUUAUUAAAAAAGAAUCGAAUCCAUGACGCAUAUCAUAAUUAUCGGUGGUUACGCGGAUACGAUGAAAUUGCUAACAAGGAAUUUGAAUCAAUGGUCGAUGCUCAAAUCGAAAUAUCCACAUCACAAGUAAAUGAUAAGAACAAUGAAUCCGGCAUCGUUCAUAAUCAACCUCAUCAAUGUCAUCAACGUUCGAUUGAUCAUUUGCGUCAGCUGAUAGCAAAUAAGUCAUUUAAUUUUCCCGUGCUACUUCUAUCGAUUUACUUUUUGACGCUUCAAUUCUCCGGUGUAAAUGCGGUCAUAUUUUACACAGUUACCAUACUUCGUGAAUCAUUAGGCGCAAAUAUUAAUGAAUAUAUUGCCACAAUGGUUAUUGAUGUUGUGCGAUUGGUCGCAUCACUCAUCGCAUGCAUUGCUGUCAAAAAUAUGGGAAGACGUACAUUAACACUGUGGAGUGGUGGAUCGACAGCGUUUUGCCUCUUCGGUUUAUCAUUUUACUUGAAUUUGUCCGCCGAGAAUUCGUUGAAGAAUCAUGCAAGUGUGCCAUUAGUGCUCUUUGUAAUCUAUACAUUGGUGUUAUCGAUUGGCAUCAAUCCGUUGCCAUGGUGCUUAACGGGGGAAUUGUUUCCGUUACGAUUUCGUGCGAUUGGUUCGGCGUUAGUGACAUUUUUCAAUUUUCUAUGCUUUUUCAUUGUUGUUAAAACCAGUCCGAUCUAUUUUAAUAUUUACGGUGGCAGCAAAAUGUUCUGCUUUUAUGGCAUUGUGACGUCGAUUGGGACCAUCUUCUUAAUGGCAUUUUUGCCGGAGACAAAAAAUAAAUCAUUACAAGAGAUCGAAGACAAUUACACUGCAAAACGGAAACAUAAAAUGAGUCGCAAUAAAGUGCAGCAGUCGUAAAAAAAUAACAACACUCACACAGACACAUAUGCAUACAUACAACAUCAGCAGCCAAACAAGUACAAUGUGAAGAAAAGGCGAAGACACAAUACGAACACAACACAAUAAAAGUGAAACAGCUUAGUACACGAAUUUUGGUGAAAUGUAUUUAAAGUUGUGAAAAAAUGCCACAAACAUGCUUAUCAGAUCUAUCAAAAUUGCAUGAGUCGCAAUUGCUAUCAAAACCGUUUGAUCCAAAGCUAUUUUACAUUUCUAGAUUGCAAGCGUCAUGAAGCGUAUGUAAAUGUUUGCGACUGUGUGCGGCAACAUCGAGCCAAAGAAAAGCACCCAAAAUAACAUUAAAAAAAACAAGAAAAAAGCCGACAAAUGCGAGGCAGGGCAGAUCAAUGCAAGUUAUAUGUGCCCUGUCAUUAUUUUGAAGAACGUAGUGACAAAUGCAAGAAGUUGACAUCGAUUACGUGAUGGCUCGUGUAAUGAUUAUAAUAGAGCGUCAAACAACAUCUGAAUGCUUAUCUCGUAAAGUCUGUGAAACUGCUCCAUAUAUGAUUAGUACCCGAUAUUAUUUUUUUUAUUCUUGUCGCAUUUAUAGAAUCGUGAUAACCACUUGCCGAGUUCCCGCAAAUGAUUUCGAGUGUGUAAAAUUUCAAAGGAAACAAAAAAAUUGUAAAAGAAAACGAACAUCAGGGCAAAUACACAUUCGCACACGAUGUAUAAAACCACCGCUAUAGCGAUUUUUAUACAAACCGAUUUUUAUAAAACCGCUAUAGCGUCAAUACAUAACGUUAUGUUCAACAUUCAUUUUCAGUGCUUUCGUAAUUUACUUAUCUAAAAUCAAUUUUUUCGCAUUUUGACAUUAGAAUUGUGUUAUGUAUACAUUUGAACGCACUUUCAUUAUUUUCUCAUUCUUUUAUCGAUUUUCACUUACCAUCGCGCACACGUUAUAAUGUCUAUUGGCUGCGUACUCCGGCCGAUAUUGAAAAUUCUAUUUAGUAAGAAAAAUGCACACAUAUUAAGUCCUAUAAUACAAUUCAUAGUUUAUUAAGUGUUCGAAAAAAAUGUUCGUCGUUACAACAUUCAUAAUAUGACUGAUGAUACAUAUUUCAUUUUUGCUUAAA